UUUUUGGAGAUAACUGAUAACUGUGUCAGGCUUUCAGCAUAGAAGCAAGGAACCAAUCUCUUCAAACUUUGCAACCUUUUCACAAUCCAAGCAUAAGAAUUAAGAACCUUGGAAGUUUGCUGUUUUUUUAUUUUUAUUUUUUUACCAAUGUCUCACACCUUGCAAUUUUCAUUUGUUUCAAGUGCAUUCAAUUAUUCAAUGAAGAUGGAGAAGAUGAAGAGAGUUAGGCCUCGUGGGUUUCAAUUUCUAUGCUCUUCUGAGCAUUCCAGUUUCAAAGAUGAAGAUGGUGCUGAUAAUGGGGGAGGUCAAGUUUCAUCGCGGGUGAUAUUGGUGGAGAGAUAUAGCAAUGGUACUGCUAAGAGAUAUGUAUUAGGUGAUGAUUCACAGUUGCAAGCCUUUCUUGUUGAGGAGGAUAGGUCUACGCCAAACAGGUUCCAGGAUUUGCAUUCCUCUGAUGAAAGCCUAUCCUGGCUUCCAGAGAUAAUAAAAGAUUUUGUUCUACCAGCAGGCUUUCCUGGAUCAGUUUCAGAUGAUUACUUGGAUUACAUGUUAUUACAGUUCCCUACCAAUGUGACUGGAUGGAUCUGUCACACCCUAGUCACUUCAAGUCUUCUAAAGGCUGUUGGUAUUGGCUCUUUCACUGGAACCACAGCAGCUGCUUCAGCUGCUGCCAUCAGGUGGGUCUCAAAGGAUGGCAUUGGAGCUGUUGGACGCUUAUUCAUUGGUGGGAGAUUUGGAAGCCUUUUUGAUGAUGAUCCCAAGCAAUGGAGAAUGUAUGCGGACUUCAUUGGCAGUGCUGGAAGCAUUUUUGAUCUGACAACCCAACUAUAUCCUGCCUAUUUCCUUCCUUUGGCAUCUCUUGGAAAUCUUACCAAGGCUGUAGCAAGAGGGCUAAAAGAUCCUUCUUUUCGUGUGAUUCAAAACCACUUUGCAAUUUCAGGAAAUCUAGGAGAGGUAGCUGCAAAGGAAGAAGUUUGGGAAGUGGUUGCUCAACUGGUUGGCCUUUCUUUAGGCAUAUUGAUUCUGGAUACACCUGGCCUUGUAAAAUCAUAUGGUGUAAUUUCGUUAACUUGGUUGAGUAUGCGACUACUGCAUCUUUGGCUACGUUAUGAAUCACUUUCAGUUCUCCAGUUUAACACAAUAAAUAUAAAGCGUGCUCGCAUACUGGUAAAAUCACAUGUGUUACACUCCACUGUUCCAGGAUGCACCGAUUGCAACAGAGAAGAAAAUAUAUUAGCCUGGUCUCAAUUCAUGAAGCCAAAAAUAAUUUUUGGCUUGCCCUUGGAGAAAAUGGAUGGUGUGGAGAGAUCUUAUUUUAUGGUGGAGGCACUUAUAAAAUUAUAUGCAAGUGAGAAAUAUAUUCUUAUGGUGAAUCAACAGACAGAAGAUUUGAGAUUUUAUGUUUCUUUCAAGGUUGGAGCUACAAAUGUAUCGGUAUUGCGAAGUGUGUGGCAGAGUUUCUGGCUAAGUGAGAACUGGGAUAGCGAUGAUAAUGUUCGUGAUCAAAUUGCUACUAGCCUAAUGGAAUUGGAAGAAAAGUUUGAGGAUUUCAUUCAAAAGUUGAAAGAUGCAGAAUGGGAUACCCAGCAAUUAAAUUUGAAGGUUCCCAAAGAAAUCUUCAUUGAUGACAAUACCAAUUCUCUCUAAAUUCUAAAAUGGUGAAGCUGAGAAUGUUGGGUAGUGCAAAAUGAUAUGACCUCAUAAAAUGUGAUCUACCAAAUUGUAAAUUCUGUAAGCAGUUUUGCAAGCAUUCAGAGCAAGAUAUCUAUUUUCACAUGUAGAUAUUCAACAAAGGGAGACACAAAAUUUAUGGUGGCCAAUUGGCUUAUAGUCCUAACUCAUUAAAUACCAAAUACUGGCUUUGAUACUGCUUUCUACUUUCUGAGGAUCCUAUUGUAAAAAAAUUGUUCUCAAUUUUGUUUAAAGUCUUUCUUGUAUGUAAUUUUGUGGGGGGAAAUUUUUUCAUGCUUGGUAUUCAGGACUUUUGUGGGUGUACAAUUUGUUGAUCAUAAAAAUGUUCAUUUCUUUACCUUUUUAGAGAGACAUUAAUGCUGUUUUAAUCAAAUUAAUUGCCCUAUA
Molecule: messenger RNA, 2079 nt
Organism: Glycine soja
Lineage: Eukaryota; Viridiplantae; Streptophyta; Magnoliopsida; Fabales; Fabaceae
Product: protein root UVB sensitive 5-like
Exons: 15
Coding region: 148-1647 (499 amino acids)
Source: RefSeq, a predicted model, not a curated record